This is a messenger RNA of Mus caroli (Ryukyu mouse), 1486 nucleotides long. RefSeq names its product saoe class I histocompatibility antigen, A alpha chain-like. Gene Ontology annotation, molecular function: peptide antigen binding; signaling receptor binding. NCBI's taxonomy places the organism in Eukaryota, Metazoa, Chordata, Mammalia, Rodentia, Muridae. Gene Ontology annotation, cellular component: external side of plasma membrane. The record is from RefSeq and is a predicted model, not a curated record. Gene Ontology annotation, biological process: immune response; antigen processing and presentation of endogenous peptide antigen via MHC class Ib; antigen processing and presentation of endogenous peptide antigen via MHC class I via ER pathway, TAP-independent.
UCAGGGCUACCGCGGGAAGGAUGGGGUCCUCAAGCAACCGCGCUCUCCUGCACUUGGUGGUGGUCUCUUUUACUGUUACCCAAACAGGUUCUGGCUCACAUUCGCUGCGCUAUUUCCACACUGCGGUGUCACGGCCGGGCCGUGGGGAGCCCCAGUAUAUCUCUGUGGGCUACGUGGACGACAUGCAGUUUCAGCGCUGUGAUAGCAUUGAGGAAAUUCCGAGGAUGGAGCCUCGUGCACCUUGGAUGGAGAAGGAAAGACCAGAGUACUGGAAGGAGCUGAAACUCAAGGUCAAGAACAUUGCGCAAAGUUCCAGAGCAAACCUUCGGACCCUGCUCCGCUACUACAACCAGAGUGAAGGCGGCUCUCACAUCCUGCAGUGGAUGGUUUCCUGUGAGGUAGGGCCAGACAUGCGCCUACUUGGAGCCCACUAUCAGGCUGCGUAUGAUGGCUCAGAUUACAUCACCCUGAAUGAAGACCUGAGCUCCUGGACUGCAGUGGACAUGGUGUCUCAGAUCACGAAGAGCCGUUUCGAGUCAGCUGGCACAGCAGAGUACUUCAGGGCCUAUGUGGAGGGAGAGUGCCUGGAGCUGCUCCACAGAUUCCUGCGGAAUGGCAAGGAGAUUCUUCAGCGAGCAGAUCCCCCAAAGGCACAUGUGGCCCAUCACCCUAGACCCGAAGGUGAUGCUACCUUGAGGUGCUGGGCCCUGGGCUUCUACCCUGCUGACAUCACCCUGACCUGGCAAAAGGAUGAAGAGGACCUGACCCAGGACAUGGAGCUUGUGGAGACAAGGCCUUCAGGGGAUGGGACCUUCCAGAAGUGGGCAGCUGUGGUGGUGCCUUCUGGAGAGGAGCAGAGAUACACAUGCUAUGUGCACCAUGAGGGGCUAACUGAGCCCCUUGCCCUGAAAUGGGAUCUUCUCAAUCAUCUGUUGUCAUCAUGGUCAUCGUUGCUAGUCUGGUUCUCCUGGGAGGUGUGCUCACUAUUGUUGUGGUGUGCAAGAGGAGGGGUGCAGGGGAAAGAUGAAUCAGUUAUACUCAGACUGCCAGCAGGAACAGUGAUUAAGUUCUGAUGCUUCUUUCACCAUUUAGAAAGUUGGCAUCUCAUGGUGUGUCUCCUGUCAGCACAGUGUGACAAAGUGAGAAGCCCAGGGCAUCCCUGAGGACUGAGUCUCCUCUCCAUACCCGCGUCUCCUCCCUUUCUCACCUGUACCACAGGGGGUUCCAGGACUUCUUCAUCCCUUGUGGAACUUUAGGUUUCUAUGUGCAGCUUCUUCCCUAUUGAAAAAUAAGGAUGUAGAUAUAGCUUUAUUAUUAUUAUUAUUUUUACCUUCUCGAUAAAAGCUGUACUUCAUGCUGUUAAAAGUGGAAGAUUUGUACAUUUGAAAGGAAAUAAAACAUGAAAACUCACAAACCCCAUGUGUUCAAUGUGCUCAGUCUUUGGUGGGUGGUUCAGGAGAAGGCUGGAGAGCAGAGUGUGCCUGAC